GUGAUGGUUCGUCGCGCUUUGCCGUCGGUGUGGUAGGUCCGAGGCUCGUCCAGGGCUGCGUCAGCCGAAAGUCGGUGCUUCUCGGUGCCGCCUCAGCAAGCUCGCAGGUAUAACCGUCCUCGUCGAAUCGCCCCUUUCCGGGUUCGCUCGCAUGCCCCGAAGGGCUGAGCUUCCGGAUUCGAAGGAUAACCCCGGGACCAUCGUCGCAUUGUCGCAGCGAGGCUCGAGCAUUUGUCGAAGACCAUGGCCAGCUUCCGCCGAUGAUUAGCCACGCCGGAAAACCGCUGCACUUUUUCACGAAAAACUCACCGCAACGGCUUCGGAAGCUGCUCCUAUCCCAGCAGCAUCAGAAGGGUGGAGAGGAGCCAUGAAAAGGGGUGACAGUGAGCCGGAAGGAAGUUCUACGAGAGCUGGCAGGAAGCGAACAGUUACGAAAACAACGGAUUGAUGGCCUCCCUGUAUCUCUACACCGUAGCUAUUCGUUGCUUGGAUUCUAAUCGCCAUGGGGAAUGGCAUGAACAAGGUCUUACCCGGCUUAUACGUGGGCAAUUACCGGGACAGUAAGGAUGCGGCUCAGUUGGAGCGCUACGAGAUCACCCAUAUUCUUGCCAUCCAUGACGCGGCAAGGCGUUUACACUCCGACAAGCACUAUCUGUGUAUUCUGGCAGCCGAUACCCCCGAUCAGAACUUGACCCAGUACUUUCCACUCUGCAAUGACUUCAUCCAUGCUGCUCGACUUCGUGGUGGCAACGUCCUGAUACACUGCUUAGCGGGGAUGUCUCGCAGCGUAACGGUAGCCGUAGCUUACAUCAUGAGUACCACGGAUCUCUCUUGGAAAGAGGCACUCAAAGUAGUUCGCGUUGGUCGUGCGGUGGCGAAUCCUAACGUUGGUUUUCAGCAGCAGUUACAAGACUUUGAAGCCACUCGUCUCCAAGAGGAACGAAGAAGAUUGAAGGAACGAUAUCCUAGUUUAGCUCUAGCCGCAUCAGACGCAGAAAUCUGCAGGGCUGCUCUCUGCAACUAUGAGAGUCUGGCACUUGCGAAAGAAGUAUGCGAGGGUAAGUGUGCCAUGGGGCGCACUUGUCCAACUGGCCUUUGCCGGCAGCCAUCCAAAAGAAAUUUGAGGAGAAAAUCUUCCACCACAAGUACGACUAGCCUGACGACCGGAAGAACACCACCACACUCUCCAAGAAUGCUCCCGUCGGCGCCACCCUCACCGGCCUUUCCCAGAUCGGCCAGCGCCAUCCCGUCUGGUCAACGACCUCGUAGUGGACCAGCAGGUCUGCACUCUUAUACAGGAUCUGCACCCCCGUCUAGAGCCAUAUCUCGAGUGGAUUUAUCCAGCGCCGUUGCAUGCAGCAGCAGCAAUACCAAUCUGUCGACGGUUGGCAGAACUGGGCCGGCAAAUUCGGGAAACAAAUGGCGCUUGCGCGCUGGAUCAGCUCCUGUCACUCCCAGAGCUACUCCACCGUCUUCUCCUCAACAUUGGCCACGCUGCAAUCCCGGUAACCUUCAGGCCAAUCAGCCCCGACUUCCGGCCUCGCCGCAGCCUCAGAAGCGGGAUCUGGCCGACAACGAGUCUCAAAAUAAGAUAACGUAACGGUAGGAAUACGUUAUUCAUUUGUUCACCCAGCGGGUUGGGAUCGUUAGGUGACAAACUGAUGAGACGAACUUCAUUGGAUUAUGCAUAUAAUGAACGGAUGAUGUGAAGCUACAUAAAAGUAAUACGGCGCUGAGAUCAGCUGAUUAUUUUACAAUUGCGCUAAUUGCAUAGAUAUCAAAACGCUGAAAAUUCAUACCGCGUGUAUGACGCAAGCUGUUAGCCUUUCGGUUUUUUACGUUGAGUCAAUGUGGCGUGAAAAAUAUGACAACGCAGCUUGGAUAAUAUACCUAUGUAUACCAGGAUGGUCCUUGAAAGGGUAAUGUUUGAAUUUUGACCGGUGCGCCCCCCAAAUCAGUUCCGGAUAAUUCACAAAUAAUUCCCCAAUUUUUUCAGAUUCUUAUCUGAACUCUAACCCGUGCCCUAAAUAGGGUGGAUUCCAUUCAGCCCUUUCAGAGGCACAUCCAAUCCAACGAACGGAUUUAGAUGAAAUUUGCUACAGGGGGAUUGCUUGGGCCACUGAAAAUUUCAAAAUUCAAAAUGGCGGAUCCAAUAUGGCAAUAUCAAGAGACUUUUGGGAUUUUUAUCCACCAUAUUGGAUCCGCCACUUUGAAUUUUUAAAUUUUGAGUUCACAUUCGUAAUCAGUGACCCAAGGAACCCACCUAUGACAAAUUUCAUCUAAAUCUGUUCGGUAGAUUUUAUGUGGAAAGCCACCCUCUUUGGGGUACGGGUUAGAGUUGAGAUAAAAAUCGGAAAAAAUUGGGGAAUUAUUUUUGAAUUAUA
Molecule: messenger RNA, 2384 nt
Organism: Neodiprion virginianus
Lineage: Eukaryota; Metazoa; Arthropoda; Insecta; Hymenoptera; Diprionidae
Product: dual specificity protein phosphatase 15-like
Exons: 8
Coding region: 503-1600 (365 amino acids)
Biological process (GO): protein dephosphorylation
Cellular component (GO): cytosol
Molecular function (GO): protein tyrosine/serine/threonine phosphatase activity
Source: RefSeq, a predicted model, not a curated record